Messenger RNA from Arvicanthis niloticus (Nile rat), 1051 nucleotides. The record is from RefSeq and is a predicted model, not a curated record. Lineage: Eukaryota; Metazoa; Chordata; Mammalia; Rodentia; Muridae.
CCUUGCUCCCCCCAUGAAGUAAAGAGAGAGAGGAUGAUGUCAUAUGGAGAGCCACAAGCUCCUGAUGUGUGAAUGAGCCCAAGAAAGACUCUGCCACUGCUGAAGAAACAGCCGAUUUCCAAGUCAUUUGCAUGAACCCUGCUGUGAAAUGAACCAAGCAAGGACUUGUUAGCGACUUCCUCCCUUCCCUUGCUAAAUACUCCUGAGCCAUUGUUCCAGUGUUAUCUAAUUGUGUCCUGUCCUCUUGCCAAGGCAAACAACCCAGUCUCACAGGAGGCAUCCCUAAGCUCAUCAGCUGGCCUGAACACGAACAUGGGCAAAGCUGACGAUUGGGAGUGUUCCCAAGGGACAUGGGUCCCCACGGGAUCCAGUCUCCAGAAGCAGGACCUCUCAUGAUGCUGCUGUCUGGGAGUGAGCACCAUGCCCAUCACCCAGGACAAUGCCGUGCUGCACCUGCCCCUCCUGUACGAGUGGCUGCAGAACAGCCUGCGGGAGGGUGGGGACAGUCCCGAGCAGCGGCUCUGCCAGGCAGCCAUCCAGAAGCUACAGGAGUACAUCCAACUGAACUUGGCUGUGGAUGAGAGCACAGUCCCACCGGAUCACAGUCCCCCAGAGAUGGAGAUCUGCACAGUGUACCUCACCAAGCAGCUGGGGGACACUGAAACUGUGGGGCUCAGUUUUGGCAACAUCCCUGUUUUCGGGGACUACGGUGAAAAGCGUCGAGGGGGUAAGAAGAGGAAAACCCACCAGGGGCCAGUGCUGGAUGUGGGCUGCAUCUGGGUGACAGAGCUGAGGAAGAACAGCCCAGCCGGGAAGAGUGGAAAAGUUCGGCUCCGGGAUGAGAUCCUUUCCCUGAAUGGACAGCUGAUGGUCGGAGUUGAUGUCAGUGGGGCCAGUUUGCUUCUAGGUGCCCCAGGAAGUUUCUGAGGGAUGACAGCUUCUUCUUUCUGUGAACUUCAGAGAACAUUCUGGAAGAGUGAGGACUCUCAGUCACAUGUGAUAUCACAUCCCCCCCACCCCCACCCUUAAAGACAAAGUUGGUAAUUACAUG